Messenger RNA from Cyanidioschyzon merolae strain 10D, 1224 nucleotides. RefSeq lists its product as hypothetical. The record is from RefSeq and is a predicted model, not a curated record. Gene Ontology annotation, molecular function: mRNA binding; RNA 7-methylguanosine cap binding. The coding region runs from base 1 to 1224 and encodes 407 amino acids. Gene Ontology annotation, cellular component: nucleus; cytosol. The transcript has a single exon. NCBI's taxonomy places the organism in Eukaryota, Rhodophyta, Bangiophyceae, Cyanidiales, Cyanidiaceae.
AUGACGUCCGCUCCGGCGGAUUCGUUUGGCGGAGAGCAUUCGAAAACGUUCGUCUCGACGCUGGCCGGAAGCAGCGGGGCGGCUCCUGCACCCUUGUUCGCGGAGACUGGAGCUCUUGUGAGCGGUUUCGACCUCUCGCGUGAAGCAGAACAGCGAGAACGCCCUCUGUGGGCGCAACUCUUCGACCAGCCCGCCACAACGUAUGGGUUUACGGACGUGGAUCCGUUUCUGCUCCCCGAGGGCGCCGUACUGGUGCCGUUUGAGACGCUGGAGAAGCCUCGACACGUUGCCGAGGGAGAGGCUCCGCGCCCUGAGGCGUUGCACCUCUACGGAGUGGAUCGUUUAUCCACGCGAGACUUGAAACGUUAUUUCGUGGAGAACGAGUGCAUCGAGCCGAGCUGGAUAGAGUGGAUCAAUGACUCCUCGUGUAACGCUGUUUUUGCGGAUGAGCAUACCGCGAACUGGGUGCUCGCUCGGCUCAGCAUAGGUCCUCCGAUGGAACCCGAUGUUCUGCGUGCGGAGGAAGAGCGCUGGCUUGGUAUUCAGCAGUCGUCGAUGGCGGAGCAUCAGCGCCGAGAAGAAACUGCGCAGCAUGAUCCUGAGCUGAAGAAAGACGCAGCGGAGGUAGAGGCGCCUGUUUCGCGGAUGAACGACGAUGCGGAGCAACCGAGCAUGCUUGCCGCUACAGAGCCGCAGCAACCUCUGCAGGAUGCCGCAGCGUCAGCGAGCAACGAGCACUCCCCGAAACAGGGCGCGUUGACUGCUCCUCCGGCGUCUGCAACAAACCUGAAGCCAGAGACGGGUUCGGUUUUCAUGCCUGCUGCUGAUCCGCUGCUGUGGUGGCGACCUGCACGACCCUUCCCGUCAUCGCAUAAUACCUGGCUGCCUUUACGUAUCCGCCGAGCGACGGUAGUCGACGUGCGGCCGGAGCGCCCAAACCCCCAGAGCGCCUGGAGUCGUUCGGUGAGGCAGCCCCGAAAGCAACAACGUCGUCGUUCGUAUCCGGAGGAGUCUCGAAAGCGGGUGCCUCGAGAGCGGCGUUUUUCUGCCGCAGGAGCUGCUGGGCGCAUCCAGGGCCGCAUCCAAAAGGGACACAGGCGUCAUCCGGGGAAGGCAAGGCGACCUCUUCGGUCGAGCAUCUCUCGGGCAGAUGCACUGGAAUCCAGUGCGAAGCAGCGUGAAUCGAAGCCCUCACAGCACGCGCGAGAGGAUGCCUCCUUGUAA